Messenger RNA from Monomorium pharaonis (pharaoh ant), 1992 nucleotides. RefSeq names its product tubulin alpha-2/alpha-4 chain. Gene Ontology annotation, biological process: mitotic cell cycle; microtubule cytoskeleton organization. Lineage: Eukaryota; Metazoa; Arthropoda; Insecta; Hymenoptera; Formicidae. The record is from RefSeq and is a predicted model, not a curated record. The coding region runs from base 453 to 1823 and encodes 456 amino acids. Gene Ontology annotation, molecular function: structural constituent of cytoskeleton; GTP binding. The transcript has 9 exons. Gene Ontology annotation, cellular component: microtubule; cytoplasm.
UAAUAUCCAUCUUUUUUAAAUAGAGAUUUUUAUGUAAUAAAUGUGAAAUAAUAAAAGUAUCAAUUAAUAUACAGCUUUUCAAUGUAUUAAAUCUUCAUUAAAAUUCUCUUUUGUAAAUAUUAUGACAUUUUUUUAAUUAUGUCAUUGUUACAGCAAAUAAGCAAUUUGUGAAAUCUGAAAUAUUCUAAGAUUUCUUAUUUUAUAAUUUUCGAAAAAAGAACUGAAGAAGCUAAAUGUAUGUAUUUCUUUAGAAAUCUUCAUAAAAUUAAAGUACAAAAAAGUCUUAAUAUUAUAAGAUAUAAAAAUUUUAACUCAAGAGAACAGUUAAUAAAAUCAGUCAGUGUGAACUAAACACUUUCUUCGUGUUGAUAUUGCUAUAUAUUUUAUAAUUUAUACAAUAAAACUUGUGAGUGUGUGGGUUGGUGAUUAUUUUGUGUUCAGUUAGUUAACGCAUGAAAACUUUAAGGAUGGCAAAAAAGCGGGAAUGCAUAUCCAUUCAUAUAGGGCAAGCGGGCGUGCAAAUGGGAAAUGCUUGCUGGGAGCUUUAUUGUCUGGAACACGGUAUCCAUCCAGAUGGGCAGAUGCCAGCAGAUGUUACUAUAGGCUCCGGAGAUGAUUCCUUUAAUGCGUUCUUCUCAGAAACGGGUUCAGGAAAGCAUGUCCCACGAGCAGUUUUGAUCGAUCUUGAGCCAACAGUAGUAGACGAGGUGCGUACGGGCACUUACAGGCAAUUAUUCCAUCCGGAACAAAUGAUUACCGGGAAGGAGGAUGCAGCUAAUAAUUAUGCCAGGGGUCAUUAUACAAUAGGAAAGGAGAUCAUAGAUCUCACUUUGGACAGAAUACGCAGAUUGACGGAGCAAUGCAAAGGUCUACAAGGCUUUUUAAUCUUCCAUUCGUUUGGCGGUGGUACAGGCUCCGGAUUCUCAAGUCUGCUUAUGGAACAACUGUCCGCCGAUUAUCCAAAGAAAAGUAAACUGACCUUUAGUAUUUACCCAGCGCCACAGGUAUCGACUGCAGUUGUGGAACCCUACAACGCAAUUCUGUAUACUCAUCCGACAUUAGAGCAUAGCGAAGUGGCUUUCAUUGUAGAUAACCAGGCCAUUUAUGAGCUAUGCAGAAGAAACUUAAAUAUCGAUCGACCGACCUAUACGAAUCUGAAUCGGCUGAUUGGACAAAUAGUCUCAUCCAUCACCGCCAGUUUACGAUUCGAUGGAGCCCUGAAUGUCGACCUCACUGAAUUCCAAACGAAUUUAGUGCCUUAUCCACGUAUCCACUUUCCGCUCGCCACAUAUGCUCCUGUUUUGUCAGCGGAGAAGGCUGGGCACGAGUUAGUGACGGUCGCGGAGAUAACGAGCUCCUGCUUUGAACCAAAUCACCAAAUGGUGAACUGCGAUCCGCGCAUAGGAAAAUACAUGGCGGUAUGUUUGCUGUACAGAGGCGACGUGGUACCAAAGGAUGUAAAUGCGGCAAUCGCGAUGAUAAAACGGCAGAAGCACGUGCAAUUCGUUGAAUGGUGCCCGACAGGAUUCAAGGUGGGAAUAAAUUAUCAACCACCCACUGUCGUACCGGGUGGAGAUCUUGCGCGCGUGGAAAGAGCGGUAUGCUGUCUCUGCAACACGACGGCGAUCGUAGACGCCUGGGCUCGACUUGAUCACAAGUUCGAUCUCAUGUACGCCAAACGAGCUUUUGUACAUUGGUUCGUCGGGGAAGGCAUGGAAGAGGGUGAAUUCUCAGAAGCUCGGGAAGAUCUGGCCGCCUUGGAGCUCGAUUAUCGCGAGGUACAGGAAGACGCUGUUAACACCGAGGAAGAAGAGGAAUACUAAACUGUAUUGAACUCCGUCGCUAUAACAAUCAAUGCUAAUACAUGUCGUAAUACGUUCUAUUGUUAUAUUAAGCCUCAAAAUCUUUGAUUUAUUAUGUAUUACCUAUCGCCAUCGGUGGUAUCUCUAUAGACGGAUUGUGUCUGUAUAAAUAAAUUAUUUAUACAUUCUA